This is a messenger RNA of Condylura cristata (star-nosed mole), 971 nucleotides long. Its product is annotated as olfactory receptor 6N2-like. The coding region runs from base 18 to 971 and encodes 317 amino acids. The transcript has 2 exons. Lineage: Eukaryota; Metazoa; Chordata; Mammalia; Eulipotyphla; Talpidae. The record is from RefSeq and is a predicted model, not a curated record. Gene Ontology annotation, molecular function: G protein-coupled receptor activity; olfactory receptor activity. Gene Ontology annotation, cellular component: membrane. Gene Ontology annotation, biological process: G protein-coupled receptor signaling pathway.
GCAAGGAGCAGCCUGCCAUGGAGAACCACAACUCCUCCAGACUGUCUGAAUUUGUGCUUCUUGGUUUCCCCAAUGUGGGGCGGAUCAAGGGCUGGCUAUUUCUCCUGCUGCUGCUGGCAUACAUGUUCACAGUCUGUGGCAACCUGCUUAUCUUCUUAGUCAUACGACUGAAUACAGCCCUGCACAAACCUAUGUACCACUUUAUCAGUAUUCUCUCCUUCCUGGAGCUGUGGUAUACGGCCACCACCAUUCCCAAGAUGCUAGCUAAUCUUCUCAGUGAGAAAAAGACCAUUUCUUUUGCAGGUUGCCUCCUUCAAACCUACUUCUUCCAUGCUCUAGGUAUCUCUGAAUGCUAUCUUCUCACUGCCAUGGCGUAUGACCGUUACCUGGCCAUCUGCCAGCCCCUCCACUACCCUGCCAUUAUGACCCCAACACUCUGUUUCAAGAUGGCUGCUUGCUGUUGGACAAUAGGCUUCCUGACUCCCAUUACUGAAAUCAGCCUGGUCUCCCAGCUCCCCUUCUGUGGCAACAAUAAAAUUCCACACAUCUUCUGUGACUUCCCACCUCUGCUUGGCCUGGCUUGCAAAGACACGUCCAUUAAUGUUUUGGUCAACUUUGCCAUCAAUUCCUUCUACAUGCUUCUUACCUUUCUCUUUAUUAUGUCUUCUUAUGGAAGAAUUAUUGUGGCUGUCUUUAAGAUAAAGUCAACAGCAGGGAGGAAGAAGGCCUUCUCCACUUGUGCCUCCCAUCUCAUUGUGGUCUUCCUCUUCUUCGGGAGCAUCAUCUUCAUGUAUAUUCGGCUAAAGAAGAGCUACUCACCCACCCUUGACAGGACAUUUGCUGUGGUCUACUCUGUAGUCACACCCCUGGCCAACCCCAUCAUCUACAGUCUUCGUAACAAGGAACUCAUUAGGGCCAUCAAGAAGACCAUCUUCUGCAAAGAGGACAAAACUAGUCCCUCUCACCAUUGA